AUGACGCCGAAGUCUAUAUGCGGCAGCUACGCCUUCUGGCUGCCGCACUAUGAGAAAAACCACUGGAACACGCUGAAGCAAUGGAUAUAUCUACGGUUAAGGCUAAAAAUAAUUAAUGGGACCUCACAAGAAGUAUCUAGUGGUGGUGGUUCUUUAACACAACCAACAUUGUCUUCCUCUCUGGCAGAAGGUUUAGCAAUCCCUUUUGUUAACAUUGCUGAAAGAAACAACUUAUACACUUGGCAGCAGGCGUAUCAAUCUGCAGAGAACAAUUGUUUUGCCGCUCUUGAGCUGCUAGCCCAAGCUGCGUCUGAUCCAUUUUUACCCACUAAUAUGUUACCGUCCAGAGGAGCGUGUUUGGAAUCCUUCGUACGACAAAAAAGACGAUCACAGGGAAAGAAUCUUCAUGAACAUUCAAGAUGCGCAAACUGUAACACCUCAAAAACGUCGUUAUGGAGACGAAACGAGUUGGGCGAAGUAGAAUGCAAUGCCUGUAAUCUUUAUUAUCGCAAAAACAAACGUCCAAGACCAUUGAGUUUGUGCAAGGAUACGAUUGCAAAACGACGGAGAAAAUCUGCAGCAGAACGCAAUAAUGUGAAUAAAUGA
Molecule: messenger RNA, 606 nt
Organism: Necator americanus (New World hookworm)
Lineage: Eukaryota; Metazoa; Nematoda; Chromadorea; Rhabditida; Ancylostomatidae
Exons: 7
Coding region: 1-606 (201 amino acids)
Biological process (GO): positive regulation of transcription by RNA polymerase II; negative regulation of transcription by RNA polymerase II
Molecular function (GO): RNA polymerase II cis-regulatory region sequence-specific DNA binding; zinc ion binding; DNA-binding transcription factor activity, RNA polymerase II-specific
Source: RefSeq, a predicted model, not a curated record